Cladocopium goreaui is the source of this 2265-nucleotide messenger RNA. Lineage: Eukaryota; Dinophyceae; Suessiales; Symbiodiniaceae. The record is from the annotation of a GenBank genome assembly.
AUGGGAAUUGAAGGAAUUGAGGGCGGGAUCGUCGUCUUGUCCACUUUGGCUACCAGGACUUGUCGCACCAAGAAUUUUGUGUUACCUUUGGAAGAGGAGAUUCCUUUCGCUGAGCUUCAAGGGAGUCAAGCCCAGGCCUUCAGCAGCACAGCCACGGCCCGUUUCAAUGCCAUCACUGUGCGCCGGCACCUGGCAGUGUUUGGCUGCUCCAAUCAUGCCUUGUUUUUGGUGGACUACACUCGACUUGAGUUGUUGCGAGUCCUGCAAGUGUCCCAUACCACUGAGGCGCUGACGGCGCUGAUGGGUAGUCUGAAUUUUGGAGCAUGGGCAUUGGACUUUCACCCCACCUUGGCCAUUCUGGCCACGGCAUCGGCACGGGGAGGAGUUCGCUUUUGGAACGUGGCGGAUCGCAAGGCAGCGGUUGGCAAGGUGCUUCGUUCGGAGUUUCCUGCUUGGUCUUUGGCAUUUCAACCCACUGAUGGCUCCUUGUUGGCCGUGGGCAUGGACAAAGGCCUACUGGAGGUGAUGCAUUUUCCAUCCUUGCAGCCCACAUUUCGCGAGAGGCUGUCACGAAGCGCAGAGCGCGUGAGUUCUCUGCGCUUCAGCCCCUGCGGCCGCUAUUUGGCGGCUGGCUCCUGGGAUCAAGAGGUGUAUCUCUUGCACAUCGAUUCUGAAUCACGGGUCACCCUGCACCGCAUCCUCUCGGGGAACAGCUCCAGUAUCGUCUCGGUGAUGUUCUCGGAGGACUCGCGAUAUGUCAUGUCCAACUCCAAGGAUUGCCAAAUUCUGCACUGGACCACCAAGGACGGUACACUACAACGCUCCCAAAGUGUCUUCAGAGACACCAGGUGGCAAGCACCUUGGACGUCCGUUUUGGGAUGGCCAGUGGUCGGCAUUUGGAGCGACCCCAAAUACGAUGCGAGCGACAUCAACUCUGCUUGCCAAGCCUAUGCGCCACACCAUGACCUCUUAGCCUUCGGUGAUGACUAUGGCUGUGUGAAGCUUCUGCGUUAUCCGAGCCCCUUCCUGAACCCUCGCAUCGAGGCCCCUCCUAUCAUGCUGGAUGCCAUCAGAAGGGACUUCGAAGUUGAUCACUAUCGUAUCGCUUAUCUGGGGGCGAUAUUCCAAUUGUGCAAGGGCAUUUUUACCAUGCCGGGGGGCUUUGCAUUGCACCACUACGGCUGUCGAAGCUGCUUCCGAGCCGGCGCCCUGAUCAUUUUGAUCUCAUCGGCCCUCUAUCCCUUGGCUCCAAGCCUCUGGUGGCUGGCCAUUCUGCAUGGCAUCUAUGGUGCAGCCUAUGAUCUCAUUGGUGUAGGGCCUAUCAUCGUUUUUGCCACGACCUGGUUUGAGGCUGAGACCGCCUUGGCGAUUAGCAUUCUGGUCACAGCCUUCAGUUUUUCCGGGAUUUGUUUUCCGCCCAGGGUGGCCUAUUUCAUCGCACAGCACGGCUGGAGGAGGGCAUCGUUGAUGUGCCCCAUCCUCAUUGCUCUUGUGGUGAUGCCUCUCUGUUUUUGCAUCCUCCAAGACGGUCCCUUGCGGCAGCGCGCCCAGCGCGCAGCUGCUCAACGUGUGCCCGACAGCGAAGAGGGCCAAGAACAGCAGAUGGUUCACCUGAAUUUUUGGCGGAGCUUGCGGCUUCCAGCGGUGUGGCAUCUGGCCUUCCUCUCGCUGUAUCAGCUCUACAUCAUCAUCGCGCUCAUCAAUACCUUGACUUUGUAUUUAAAGGAUGUCCACAUGGAUUUGGAAUUGUCGGCGCUCUACACCUCCGUUGUUUUCCAAGUGUCAAUCGCUGGCAAGCUGCUGAUGGGUGCGGCAAUGGAUAGCAAGUUUCAGGGCCUAGCAGGGCUCAUCAGCUGCCUGAUGCUUCUAUUGGGAACUGUGUUGCCAUUGGAUUUCUCCAAGGGUGGGCGGCAACUGACGCAAAGUCAUGGGCAGCUUUUGGCCUUUGCAAUCAUCUAUGGCCUGGGGUUUGGAGGGUCAUAUUCCCUGUUGUCUGCGAAGCCAGCAAAGUUGCUGGGACGGAUGGCGGAUUUUGGAAAACUGCAGGGCUUCUUAAUGCUCUUCCAAGUCAUUGGCGGUUUCCUAGGGACCUUGGUUACAGGCAAGUUGCGUGAACUCUCGGGCAGCUACACCUGGUCCUUCUAUGUCUUUAUUGUCAUGGCAUUUUUGGCCUCCUGCCACUAUGCCGCCCUAGAACUCGGCAAGAAGAAGACGCUGCAGGCGAUUUCUGUGCCAGCCACUGAUCGCGUGGAAACUUAUCAAUAG